Molecule: messenger RNA, 1527 nt
Organism: Orbicella faveolata
Lineage: Eukaryota; Metazoa; Cnidaria; Anthozoa; Scleractinia; Merulinidae
Product: axonemal central pair apparatus protein HYDIN-like
Biological process (GO): cilium movement; axonemal central apparatus assembly
Cellular component (GO): axoneme
Source: RefSeq, a predicted model, not a curated record
UUUUAAAGUAAGAACCCUACUAUUUUGAUAAGCCCCCUUCUCAAACAAACGCCCCUCCCAUUCAGAUAGUUGUUUAUAUCUUCCGACAUCAUUGUUGGCACCCAGCCAUAGCGACAAACCGUUUUCACGCGGAUUUUUUCUUGCCUUGAUUUGAGGUGUAAACUAGGUACACAGCAAGAUUAUGGUACCUUUUAAAGGUUCCAUCCAAAAUUUCUAGCAAUAGCCGCCUCGACCAUGUUUUCCCGCGGAGAAAGAAUGAAAGAUUGAAAGACAAACUAGAGAAAUUUCGAUCAGCUCAAGCCGUCACUCUAAGGUCAGCGGAAAAUUACAUAAUUUAUGCGCGCGAGCAGACACCAGCUCCAUGGCAACAACUCCCGCUCAAACUUCAGAAAAUGGCAGUGCAAUGUUUUUGUGAUAUAGAUCGUACAAAAAUUGCACAAAUUCUGGAAAGUGAACGUAUUUUAAAUCGGUAAUGAUACAUCAAAGGAAGGAAAAGUUAUCCAUUGAACGGAAAAUUUUGUCACAAUAAUGCCUCAAGGAAAGCUUCGUGGAGGAGGGCUUCGCGGAGAAGUUCAAUCCACUGUACGAGAGAGCUAUGGAGGCAAAGCAGUUUCUUCUAACUUCAAAAGCCGUGUUGUUCAUCCAAGAAAUCCUAAACUUGUGAAAGGAAGUCCUGAAGAUGACAAGCAAGCACCAUCUGCUUACAUGGCUGAAAUGCAGCUCACCACAGAUGAAAGAUUAAAGCUCACAUACGAGAUGAGGGUGCCUCAGAUCAUUGAAUUACUGGACAUGUCAGAACAGACUCUUCAGAAGGUCAGAGCUCAUAGAAGUAAUAGGGACCAUUAGAUUGAGUGGACUAUGAGUACAAGAUUAAGAAUGAGUACUAUUUUCAAAUUUCAAACCAGUGACGCUCCAAGAGAUCUUGCUCUUCUUGUUGGUUUUAGGUUGAGAGGGUAUCUCAUGGGAUGAGAUGGGUACGUGAUGUGAUAAUGUGGAGCCUGCAAACUAGAAUUGAAAGUCAUACUCAUAGUCAAUCUCGUACUUGUACUCAAAGCUUAAGUCCCCUAUUAUGCAUAAAAUUAAUCAUGGUGUUUAUACACCGGUGUAACAGGUUGCUGUACGUAGUCCUGAUUGGUUUUGGCUGUGUAAGAGUGACAUUACACAGUCCAAAGUCAAGAUAUCAGGAAUGAAAUAAAAUGAUGAUGUUGUUGUUACAGUCAUGUAUAGGGCAGGAAAAGAAAAUUUGAAAUCCACUUGUCCAGUGGGCUUGUAAAUUUCAGAUUUCACUUGCACUCACUUAAAUGUUACUUGCCGAGGUGGCAGCUAUUAUGGCAAUCAGAGGACAGACAUGAACAAAGUAUGGUUGGAUUUUCAACUCAAUGUCUUACUCAUCUUGCAGUCUUAACUUUUGAAAUAUUCUCUGACUGGAAAUAACCAUUUUCAAGCUGACAUUUUCAUUCAAAUUCACAAGACUACUGAGGCUACAUGUAAAUUUCACUUGCCUGCCAGGCCACUGAACUUCUAUUU